GCCUCCACCGCCCCCCGCUCCGGGCCGCCGAUUGGCCGCGCGGCCGAAGGCGGAAUUUCAAUCCUCCCCCUCCCCCACUGGCCGUGGUCACGUGACGCGGCAAGAUGGCGGCUGCCGCGGACGGCGCCGACCUGGAGGCCUCGCUGCUGAGCUUCGAAAAGCUGGACCGGGCCUCCCCGGACCUGUGGCCCGAGCAGCUGCCGGGAGUCGCCGAGUUCGCCGCCUCCUUCAAAAGCCCUAUUACAAGUUCUCCUCCCAAAUGGAUGGCGGAGCUGGAAAACGACGAUAUAGAUAUGUUAAAGGAGCUGGGGAGCCUCACUACAGCUAACCUGAUGGAGAAGGUUCGUGGACUGCAAAACUUGGCUUACCAGCUGGGGUUGGAUGAAUCUAGAGAAAUGACUCGAGGGAAAUUCCUGAACAUCCUAGAGAAGCCCAAAAAGUAGCUGCAGCAUCUGGCGUUGGGACAAAAAAAAAUUACCCCAGCUGGAUCCUUUUACAUACUGCGGAUCCAGAUGGACCCCAGAACUUCUAAAGAGAAGUACAAAGCUCUUGCUCCAGACCUUCAGAAGCUAACACCUCUUGCUUCCACAGCUCAUCUCUCUGCGGGGGAGACGCACUGGACACACAGGUCACAAGGACUGCGAUUGAUUGCAUUGGAAUUCAGACUUUAUCCAACCUCAAGAUACCCAACGGGAGGAUUUGACCCUGAUGUGCGAUGGCAAAGUGAACAGCCAUUGUGUCCUUAUUCUGUUGUUCUCACUGGCAGCACCUAUUUGAAGUACCAACAGCUCUCUGACACUGGCCAGUGCAUUAUGGCCUUUUUGUGUCUCUUGUCUUACAUGCAUUGCUUUCCUACAUGCAAUUUCUGUGCUGAAUGACUUGAGCAGAGUUUGGGGCGUAGGUUGAUAGUGUUGGUUCUGCAGGAUCAUAUGCUUUUAGUGUAGAAGGCCAGUGUAGUCUCUGCAUUAGAUUCCAGUUGCUCACUGCCUUCAGAGAAGCAUGCCUGGUACUGCAGGGAGGAUCUUCAGUACGUUGGUCCAUGCACUUCCCAUGGCUUGCAUCAAGCGUCGUGUGUACCAGGAGCUGCAUCUCAGUGCCAAAUGGUUUUCUAGUGAAAUCUAGACUGACAGACCACAGAGUAAGAGGUGUUAUUGUACCAUGAAGGAAAAUGUUCCUCAAGAAACUUGAGCCUAUACAGGAAGAAACAGCUUUGUCAGUACCCCUGACAGUCCGCUUCUUACAAAGCCAGAAACUGAGGGAAGUUACAAAGUUGAAAGGCAGUAAUGUUUUCAGUACUCUAGGAAGGGACAGCAGACACGUUAGCCCCAUUGCAAGGAUAUUCUACUCAAACGGAGUCUUGACGCUUCUGAAAGUAAUCUUUCUUGGUAUUUUCAUUACUUAGAAAACAGCAAUCUCAAAACUUGCUUCACCUGCAAAAAUAUUUUAUUUUGUGACCAGUGACCUGGUCUCUUUCAGCACAGAAUCUUGGACUUUAUUUGUCCUAUAGUUUAAUGUGUUUUCCUUCUGUUAAUGCACUUCUGCAUGUUCAUCCGUGAGAAGUGGUAAAGAGCAUGCUGAGAUUUUAUUUUAUUUAAGAGAAUAACUUUUUUCAUUUCAUCCUGUUUCCUUUUCCUAGGAAACUGCAUUUUAAGCAUUAAAAAUAUGUUCCUCUUUCUAGGGUAAGACAUAAUAUUGAAACGUUGGAUAAAGAGCAGAUUUUCCCCAUUUAGAAAUGUUAUUUUUAGCAUACAGGCUUUCAAAAUGUGACAUUUCCCAGACUGUCACAUGUGAGAGGAGAAAUGACUUGGAAAUAGUACUCGUGCCUCAUCAUUAACAGAAUGUCCUUAGAGCAUUGCAAAUUUCUGUCUUUGCAGAGAGAGGAGACCGUUUUCAGGUGCAUGUGCAAUAAAGAGGGGAGAUUUUUAAUCAUAUAGACUACUCUGAAUUUUUACUAAGAUGAUUGUGGCCAUUUGCUUUGCAGUCUGUGGCCUUGGUGAUUAUCCAGCGAGAGAGAGACUCAUUUUUGGACAGCUCCUGUUAACUAUGCUUAAGCAGUUAAAUUCCAAAUCCCAGCAGACCAUAUAGAAAUACUGAAUAUUCAGGUGUGUCAGGAGUGUGAUUUUAAACUUAUUGGAUUUAUUUCUAUACUUGUAUUUAUGCACAGCUGACCUUAACAGGACCUCCAUUCCUUGAGAACAUGAGAGAGAAGUUGAAUGUGAAGAGAACCGAAAAGUGCUAAUUCAGAGACAGAGGAAAGCUGUUGAUGCAAACCAAUGUUGAUGUAGCUUUAAGUAUUAAGUUAUACAUUUUGAAAGCAAUUUUAAGCUUGUAUACUAUAUAUAUAAUAUAUAUACACACACAUGAAAUAAUGGGAUACUUGGUCUAUAUCACUGAGUUCAUUUUAUAGAGGCUUGAUGAUCCAAGACAUUAAGAAAUUGAGAUCUGAAAGGAGGAGGGAUAUAGGAGAAGAUAACAAAGCUUGGCAUGGACGUAUAUGUAUAUUUUCUCAUCUGUUCAGCAAAGAAUUUCAAACUUUAAGUAGUUUUUGGUAACAUACACGUUUUAAAAGCAAACAAACAAAAAAACCUUUACCAUGCAGUACUUAUCCUCUGUAGGGCAGCAAAUAAUUUAUGCUUUAGAAUUGGUAUUUAUUGGCUUUGUACUUGUCAUCUGUUAAGAUGAGUCAGUGCUGUAUUUUUUUUUAUUGGUAAUAUUUAUAUGUAUUUUUGUGUGUUAGCUGGAGAAUUGUAGUCUGUCUGUUACUGCUCUGUGGUCUGAUAGUAAACAAAUGCAAAGCUCAAAGAGUAGUCUGCGUUUCCAGAAAAGCCCCCUGAGAUGCAGGAUCUGUUGCUUAGUCACCUAGGCAAUAUUCUCCAUAGGCUCUUCUUCACCGUUCAGUUGUAUAACAAGGAACACUUUGCUUAUCACCACCUCAGUUUUCAGCCUGUGAAUGCUUCAUUCCCAUCAGUAAAUGAAUAGAUGGCAAUAUCCAAAUGGCACUAAAGAUUUUCAUGUGUCUUGACCUCUUCCCUUUUUUUCUUCAGUGAAAUUCUUCCCAACAUCACAGCAGUAUCUGUCUAUGCAAAAAAAUCUGGGUGACUUUCCAGUGCUGAUAAGCAGAUACUUUGAAACAACAAAAAGUUCUGAUAAAUGAUGUGAAUGAAGAGUAUAAUGAGAUUAAAAUUUGGUAAUACUGUUUGAGCUUGUGCAUUGCUUUAUAAAGUGUUUUUGUGUAUUGGUAUGUUAAAUGUUGUUGUCAGGCUCUUGGAAAUAAACCCAGUGUUUUUAGUUCCUAUUAAAUGCCAGUGUUGUAUUAAAUGCUUAGUUGUAAAGGCUGUUCAGUUUUGGAGUACCAAAUGCUUUGCUGUUUAAUCCAACUGAGAAUAAAUUCUUGUCCUAUUAAUCAUUAUCAAAAUAAAAGUCUAAUUGCACUGGCCAUGGAAGAGGGUGAUACUCCAUUCAGCUUAGUGCUUUGCCAUUGCAAAAUUAACAAUUUUGGAACAAUCCUAUAACCCAGUUUCUCAGUUUUUCUUUGUAUUUCCCUGAUCAAGUCACCUAAAAAUAACAGAUUCUUAAAAACUGACUAAUCCAAUGCAGAGAUAACAUUUGAACGUUAUUCUCUUUUAUCUUAUUUUUAUGUUACAUAAAAAUAUAACAUGCUAUUACAAGGCAAAUCACAAGCCUGUCUUACUUGUAAUGUUCCAUUUGAUUAUAAAUGGUUGUAGACACUUAGGGAAGGAUAUAAACAAAAGGCUUACACACAGAUUUUGCUUUAGGUUAACUUCUCCAGCAACCUGUUUUAGGGACUUGCUGAGCUAGUAGUUGAAUCUGGUAUGUGGUAGGCCCUACCCUCAUCCAUUUGUCUUAGUCCUAAUUUGUUUGUACUUCUGGCCUCUAAAAUGCCCUAAGAGUGAAUUCCGUAAUUCAGUUAUACAAGUCAUUUUUUUAAAUGUUAUUUUUAAACCUGCUUAUUUGCUAACCCCAUUUUGAACCUUUCAUUUCUUCUAUUGUCAGAAGCAGGUGUGUUGUUGGUUUUUUUCCUGUCUGUGCACUAUUCAUGGUUUUUCAUCUGUUAUGCUUUUGUUCUGUGGUUAUUUUAGUCAUCCUCCAAUUGUCUGUCUUCUGUUACAACUGUUCUGAGAUGCCUUAAUAAAAACUGCAGCGUGUUCAGUGGGGGCAUACUGUGGAGGGGUAUAAGUCGUAAUUACAGCU
Molecule: messenger RNA, 4212 nt
Organism: Oxyura jamaicensis (ruddy duck)
Lineage: Eukaryota; Metazoa; Chordata; Aves; Anseriformes; Anatidae
Gene: LIN52
Product: lin-52 DREAM MuvB core complex component
Exons: 6
Coding region: 105-443 (112 amino acids)
Biological process (GO): regulation of DNA-templated transcription
Cellular component (GO): DRM complex
Source: RefSeq, a predicted model, not a curated record